This is a messenger RNA of Sphaeroforma arctica JP610, 209 nucleotides long. RefSeq lists its product as hypothetical. NCBI's taxonomy places the organism in Eukaryota, Ichthyosporea, Ichthyophonida. The annotation marks the transcript as partial. The transcript has a single exon. The record is from RefSeq and is a predicted model, not a curated record.
AUGUUUGUGCAGACCGAACCGAGCGUAUCAGCGGGUGAUCAGUUGCCAUCAUACGGUGAGUUAGGGACAGAUGAGCACAAUUUCAACUAUGGACAGUUGGGGGCAGAUAGUAAGAAGAGAGAGGCUGCCCCUGCAUACAAUCCUCCCGUGAAGACGAAGGGGAAAAACGGGAAAGAGAGCGCCCCGCCUGAAUACUACUCCUCAGAAGG